AUGACCUCAUUCAACAAGUUCGACAAGAAUGGUGACGGCCGCAUCUCGUGCUCCGAGCUCUCGGCUCUCAUGCAGCAGUUGGACCCCAGCUGGUCCGGCGGCGACCUCACGAAGCUCAUGGCCCAGGCGGACGACAACGGGGACGGGACCUUGGACCCGGAGGAGUUCGUGCAAUUCGUCUUUUCCCCCAGCCGCUGA
Molecule: messenger RNA, 198 nt
Organism: Symbiodinium necroappetens
Lineage: Eukaryota; Dinophyceae; Suessiales; Symbiodiniaceae
Source: the annotation of a GenBank genome assembly